AGAACAACCCCAUUUCAAUUAUUUAUGUAUAUUUGUAUUCAUUUGCAAAUUAUCAGAAGACAUUUUCCGUCAAGUUGCAAUGUUGAGGUGCCAAUACCGUGCACCGCCACUGAAAGCUGUACUAUCUCGAGCUUCUACGUCCACUAACGUAGAUAAGUUGGCAGAAAUACGUGAGCGGCUAUCAAAAGGACCUAAUUUUGAAGAGUUUGUUCAAAACAAACAGUUACCUAUAAAUGAUUGGGGAAAAUUCGAUGGCAAAUUACGUCGAGAAAAAGGUGAUGACGAACGGUUACGUUUGCCACCUUGGCUAAAGACAACUAUUCCAGUUGGAAAGAACUAUGCAAGCGUUAAAUCUCGAUUGCGAGAACUUAAAUUGUCCACUGUGUGCGAGGAGGCACGCUGCCCCAACAUUGGUGAGUGCUGGGGCGGAGGAGAACAUGGCACUCAAACGGCAACUAUCAUGCUCAUGGGUGACACAUGUACACGUGGCUGUCGUUUCUGUUCUGUAAAAACUGCACGUGCACCACCACCUCUUGAUCCGGACGAGCCUGUGAAUACUGCCCGAGCCGUAGCAUCAUGGGGACUGGAUUACAUAGUACUGACAUCUGUGGACCGUGAUGAUCUAAUCGACGGUGGUUCAAUUCACAUUGCGAAGACCGUACGAGAAAUAAAAAAACGGAACUCAAAUAUUUUUGUGGAAUGUCUGGUGCCAGAUUUCCGUGGCGACAUGCAAUGCGUAGAGACCAUCGCAAAGUGUGGUCUCGACGUGUACGCUCAUAAUAUCGAAACUGUGGAGAAACUUACGCCAUUUGUAAGAGAUCGACGUGCUCAUUACAGGCAGACACUUUAUGUUCUACGAGAAGCAAAAAAAUUUAAUUCGAAUCUAAUUACUAAGAGCUCGUUAAUGCUAGGACUAGGUGAAACUGAUUCUGAGGUGGAGCAGACUAUGUUGGAUCUACGGGAAGCUGGAGUUGACUGCCUUACCCUUGGACAAUAUAUGCAACCAACAAAAAAACAUAUAAGCGUCAUUGAGUACGUUACGCCAGAAAAGUUCAAGCAUUGGGAAGAGCGAGGUAAUAAACUUGGCUUCCUGUUUACAGCUAGCGGGCCACUUGUACGCAGCUCGUACAAGGCUGGUGAGUUUUUCAUAACAAGUGUAUUAAAGAACCGCCAAGCUGAUAGCAUAACGCCAAAGAAGUCAAAUGUGUGAAUAUGUCUCACCCAUGUUGUUAUUCUCAAUUUAAAUGAAUAUAUUUUUGUUACCUGUUUUAUCAAAAAAAAAAAUAUAUAUAUAUAUAUAUAUAAAUUGUUGAAAUUUGCUCUAUAAAAAUAAACAAUUUUUUAACUGAA
Scaptodrosophila lebanonensis is the source of this 1350-nucleotide messenger RNA. It is a transcript of the gene Las, whose product is annotated as lipoyl synthase, mitochondrial. Bases 80 to 1210 code for a protein of 376 amino acids. Gene Ontology annotation, biological process: lipoate biosynthetic process. Gene Ontology annotation, molecular function: 4 iron, 4 sulfur cluster binding; lipoate synthase activity. Lineage: Eukaryota; Metazoa; Arthropoda; Insecta; Diptera; Drosophilidae. The record is from RefSeq and is a predicted model, not a curated record. The transcript is spliced from 5 exons. Gene Ontology annotation, cellular component: mitochondrion.